Messenger RNA from Cokeromyces recurvatus, 1617 nucleotides. RefSeq lists its product as uncharacterized. The record is from RefSeq and is a predicted model, not a curated record. Gene Ontology annotation, cellular component: peroxisome. The coding region runs from base 1 to 1617 and encodes 538 amino acids. The transcript has a single exon. NCBI's taxonomy places the organism in Eukaryota, Fungi, Mucoromycota, Mucoromycetes, Mucorales, Mucoraceae.
AUGCUUGAUCUAAAGGAUAUGGUUGCCUUCCCUACAACUGCUCCAUCUCGUGAGCAGUUAGAGAAUAGCAUCAUUAAAUCUAAUGAUGCAUCUUCCUCUCCUUUGGUGCGUCAAAUAGAAAAAGAGAACCAUGUAGACCGCAUUCUUCAAAAAUCAGUUAUUCGUACAACUGAACUAGAUCAUGCAUUAAUGGAUUCUAUCACGGAUUCAGUUGCAGAUACUAUCCGUAGCAAAGAUUUUGAUAUUUUGCGUCGUCAUGGGCAACCCUUUUUGGAAGCAUUUCUACGUAGAGCUAAAGUACAAUCUGCUCAUCGUAAAGCAUUAAAGGUAUACAUUAAAUGGAGAAAGAGGUAUGGUAAUCCUAAAGCAGAGAUGGACUUGACCGAAAAGUUGACGCGUCCUGAAGUAUCUACAAUCAUGAGAACUUCACGUGUGCUUCAUUUUUGUCGUACUCCACUCAUCUUUUGUGAUCCCGAAAAAGAAUGGCCUAAUUUAGCAGAAGGUUCCAAUGGAAGGGCUAUUGUGAUAGAAUGGUUUAAUAACAUGGCAAACUCAUUAAUGUCAGAAUACGCGGCGUACUUGGAAAGCGCCGAUAUGCAAUAUAUUGAUUUUGCAAAGUCAGAUGAUAUUGGAUAUAAUGACGAUUUUAUAUUUAGAACAUCAAAGUUCAGUUUAGGCAAACAUAUAACAGCAGAAUGCGCACCCACGUUUUUACUAAGAGUAUUUGAAGGUGGAUCUAUUAUAUGUGAAGUUCGAUUAACUGGUGUAUUUGUAUCUGUUACCCUUUAUACAUUACACCGUCAGUAUGGACGUUUGGAUUAUAAUCGUUUCCGUCACGAAACACGAAUGAAGAAAAGAACAAACUUUAAAAAGUUUGAAGAAAAUUCAGGUCAUUUUAAACAAAUGAUUCAUAUCAAUUCAUUUGUAUAUGAUUUCCAGCUUCAUUAUAUACAGAAAAUGCUUGACAAUCCUGAAAAAGUACCAGCUGAUUUAGAUAUUCUAUCUUUUGUUCGUCGAUUUGCUUUGAUGAAUCAGCAACCAUCGCCCUAUUCUAAAGAUCGUAUUAUUCAUGGUUUUUAUCAAUUUGAUAUAACUGAUAUCGAAACUUCAACAUUCCUUGUAACACUUUUUAAAUAUGCACCUCGUUAUGGUCUGUUAAAUGUGACAACUAACAAUAGCUGUUCAGCUGUAACAGUAUCUAGUUUUGAUUUGUCUUUUAAUUCAGAAACUUCCAUCCAUCUUACUCAUUCAAACUGGAAAUAUACUUUAGUUAUUUGUCCAGCAAAUGAUGAAACAUCUAAUAUGAUAUCUAAACCACAAUAUGAAGAUACGUCAAUCAGUAAUAUUAAUCAGAUUAAUCUUGAAUAUUUUGUUUUGGCUGUUUAUCAAGGUUCAAUUACUCCAGAGUCUAUGACACAAACUAGCUGGGUUAAGUGUGAUAAUUGUUCGCCAUCAGAUAAUGUUUUAUCUAAUUUCGCAUUACCUGAAGAAGGUUACACUUUAGCAGAUAUAGUUCGUAAUGCAAGGAUUAGAAUAGAUAAUAUUGUUUCAGAGGUAUAUGAGAUUUUACAAUACAUAUUAUUAAAUCCUAAUUUGUUACAUGCAGGUUAUUAUUAG